Drosophila persimilis is the source of this 2771-nucleotide messenger RNA. It is a transcript of the gene cpo, whose product is annotated as protein couch potato. The transcript has 10 exons. The record is from RefSeq and is a predicted model, not a curated record. The annotation marks the transcript as partial. Gene Ontology annotation, molecular function: mRNA binding. Lineage: Eukaryota; Metazoa; Arthropoda; Insecta; Diptera; Drosophilidae.
UUCGCCAACAUAGCCAGCUACCAGGACCUGUUGGGCAGCCAUCAUCAACUGCUCAUAGCCGCCACAGCCGCAGCCACCGUCGCCGCUGCCGCAGUCGAGCCGCAACUGCCGCAAUUGACGACGACGCCAUCCACAGCCACCAUCAUACCCAUAAUAACCAAUAACCAGACCCAGAAUCAGAGCCACAACAACACCAACACAAACACAACAACAACAAACAACAACAACCAGCAGGCGGUGUUCGAAAAAGCCAUCACCAUUUCGUCGAUUGCGAUUAAACGCAGGCCGACGCUGCCGCAGACGCCAGCAAGUGCCCCACAGGUGUUGUCGCCGUCGCCGAAACGCCAGUGUGCCGCCGCCGUCUCAGUGCUGCCCGUGACAGUUCCUGUGCCCGUGCCCGUGUCCGUGCAACCCCUGCAGCCCGUGCAAGUCCCAGUGCCAGCCAGCGCCCUCAAAGGACACCAUCUGGGAAAUCAUCUGGGAAAUCACAUUGGAAGCCAUCUUGGGAGCCAGCUGCAGCAGCACCCCCACCAUCCGCACCACCAGCUGAGCUUCGCCCAUCCCACACAGUUUGCGGCCGCCGUUGCCGCCCACCACCAGCAGCAGGCCCAGCAGCAGGCGCAACAGCAGCAGGUGCAACAGCAACAGGUUGCGUACGCAGUAGCGGCAGCACAGCAGCCACAGCUGCAACACCAGCAGCAACAGCAGCAGCAGCGUCUGGCACAGUUCAAUCAAGCGGCAGCCGCUGCCUUGCUCAACCAGCACUUGCAACACUCGGCGGCAGUGCACCAACAGCAGGUGGUGCAACAGCAACAGCAACAGGCAGCAGCAGCACAGCAGAUCCAACAGCAACAGCAGCAGCAGCAACAACAGUCGCUGGCCCACUACUACAGGCACCAGCCGUACGUGCAACAGCAACAGCACAUUCUGCUGAGUGGCAACAGCAGCAGCAGCAGCAAACAGAUCGCCAGCAACAGCAGCACCGUUGCCGUUGCAGUUGCAGCAGCGACACCAGCAACAGCCACCGUUGCCGCUGUACCCACGAGCGGCGGCAGCAGCAGUUUGCCGGACAGCCCCGCCCACGAAUCGCACUCGCACGAAUCGAACUCUGCCACGGCCUCAGCGCCAACGACACCCUCGCCGGCCGGCAGUGCCACAACAGCAGCCACCACAACAGUUGCAACAGCGUCAGGAGGCGUCAGCGACAGCAACAACAACGCCGCCAUAAUGGAAAAUCAAAUGGCACUCGCCCCGUUGGGACUCUCGCAGAGCAUGGACUCCGUUAAUACGGCCAGCAACGAGGAAGAGGUUCGCACACUUUUUGUCAGCGGUUUGCCCAUGGACGCCAAGCCGCGUGAACUUUAUCUACUAUUCAGAGCCUACGAGGGCUACGAAGGAUCUCUAUUGAAAGUAACUAGCAAAAAUGGCAAAACUGCAUCGCCCGUGGGCUUUGUGACAUUCCAUACAAGAGCUGGAGCCGAGGCAGCCAAACAGGAUCUGCAGGGUGUACGCUUCGAUCCCGAUAUGCCCCAAACAAUUCGCUUGGAAUUCGCCAAGAGUAACACGAAAGUGAGCAAACCCAAACCACAGCCCAAUACAGCGACAACAGCCUCACAUCCUGCAUUGAUGCACCCACUCACUGGACAUCUGGGUGGGCCGUUCUUUCCGGGCGGACCGGAGUUAUGGCAUCAUCCGUUAGCGUAUUCGGCAGCAGCCGCCGCUGACUUGCCCGGAGCUGCAGCACUGCAGCAUGCAACAUUAGUGCAUCCGGCCCUGCAUCCGCAGGUGCCAGUGCGCUCCUAUCUCUGACUAAAUACAGACAAAGUAAUGGAGCAGCCUAUGCAUCAAACUCAAAUGACCAUGCCGCAACAUCAUCAGACCACUGCUACUGCUAUACAUCCUGGGGCAGCUGCAAUGGCACAUAUGGCCGCUGCUGCUGCCGCGGCCACGCCACAGAAUGCUGCUGCGGCAGCCACGGCCGCCGCCGCCGCUGCUGCUGCUGCCCAACAUCAUCAUUUUUUAUCGAGUCCAGCGCUUGCAAGUCCCGCCGGAUCCACGAAUAAUGCCACACAUCCGGCUAAUCCACAAAUAGCGGCAAAUGCACCCUGUUCCACGCUGUUUGUGGCCAAUCUUGGACAAUUUGUCUCCGAACAUGAGCUCAAGGAGGUCUUCUCUAGAGGAGCGGGUAUGGAAUCACGGCAUGAUUUGCUCGCUAAAAAACUAGAGAGGGAAAUGCAACAACAACAGCAGCAGCAACAGACACAACAGCAGCAACAACAGCAACAGCAGCAGCAGCAGCAUCAUCAUGCAGCAGCAGCGGCAGCGCAGCAUUACCAUCAGCAGGCAGCGCAGCACCACCACCACCAGCAGCAGCAACAACAGCAGCAACAGCAGCAGCAACAGCAACAGCAGCAGCAACACCUGAACCACCAUCAUCAGCAUCAUCAUCAUCAUCACCAUCAGCAGCAACAGUUCUUGAUGACGCCGACAGCAACCUGACGAUUCCAUCACUAUGGAACGCCGCAUGCCACACAUCUGCUGCAGCAGCAGCAGCAGCAACAUCCGCCGCAGCAGCAGCAGCAGCAACAUCAUCAUAUCUACUCGUAUGUGGUGCCGGCAGUCAGUCACAUAGCAGCCUGAUGGAUGAUGAUCCACAUUUGAGUUUGAAAGUUCAUAGGUCAAGAAAGGAGCUCCCCCGCAUGCAACGGAUUCAUGCGCAACAAAAGGAGGCAACAACAACAACAACAAACAAAACAAGAAAAAACUUUAGU